GCCCAUAUUCCUCUUCGCAGCAGUCAGUUGGGAGCUGGAGGGAGGGAGAGAGGGAGACGGAGCCAGCGAGAAACAGGAGAGGAUCAGAGCGCCCUCCGCCCAAGGCACCCUCCCUCCGUCCGUGCACAGGCACCGUCGCUUGGAGGAGCAAGGCGCCUCCAGCCCGCAAGGGCGCAGCGCACGAGCCCGCGGUCUCUUCGGGGGCUUUGCCGGGGGACUGCACCUGGAGGCGGCCCCGGACGGGGAUGGUAAGCGGCUGCCGCCGUCUGACACGCAAGUGGGACGCGGUGAGGGCACCAUGGCGCUGACACCCGGGAGGCGGCCCUCGGCGCAGCUUGUCCGGCCCGAGCUCUGGCUGCUGCUGUGGGCAGCCGCGUGGCGCCUGGGUGCCACGGCGUGCCCCGCCCUCUGCACCUGUACCGGCACCACGGUGGACUGCCACGGCACGGGGCUGCAGGCCAUCCCCAAGAACAUCGCACGGAACACGGAGCGCCUGGAACUCAACGGCAACAACAUCACUCGGAUCCACAAGAACGACUUUGCAGGGCUCAAGCAACUGCGGGUGCUGCAGCUGAUGGAGAACCAGAUUGGCGCAGUGGAGCGAGGGGCUUUUGAUGACAUGAAGGAGCUGGAGAGGCUGCGACUAAACCGGAACCAGCUGCACCUGUUACCAGAACUGCUGUUCCAGAAUAACCAGGCUCUGUUAAGACUGGACCUGAGUGAGAAUAACAUCCAGGCCAUCCCUAGGAAAGCUUUUCGUGGAGCUACAGACCUAAAAAAUUUACAGCUGGACAAGAACCAGAUCAGCUGCAUCGAGGAAGGGGCCUUCCGGGCUCUGCGGGGGCUGGAGGUGCUGACACUGAACAACAACAACAUCAGCACCAUUCCCAUGUCCAGCUUCAACCACAUGCCCAAGCUGCGGACUUUCCGCCUGCACUCCAACCACCUGUUCUGUGACUGCCACCUGGCUUGGCUCUCGCAGUGGCUGAGGCAGCGGCCAACCAUCGGGCUAUUCACCCAGUGUUCAGGCCCCGCCAGCUUGCGUGGCCUCAAUGUGGCUGAGGUCCAGAAGAGUGAGUUCAGCUGCUCAGGCCAGGGGGAGGCGGGGCGCGUGCCUGCCUGCGUUCUCUCCUCCGGCUCCUGCCCAGCUGUGUGCACCUGCAGCAAUGGCAUCGUGGACUGUCGCGGCAAAGGCCUCACUGCCAUCCCGGCCAACCUGCCCGAGGCCAUGACGGAGAUCCGCCUGGAGCUCAAUGGAAUCAAGUCCAUCCCCCCGGGAGCCUUCUCUCCCUACAGGAAGCUGCGGAGGAUAGACCUGAGCAACAACCAGAUCGCGGAGAUCGCGCCCGACGCCUUCCAGGGCCUCCGCUCCCUGAACUCGCUGGUUCUCUAUGGGAACAAGAUCACAGAUCUCCCCCGGGGUGUGUUUGGAGGCCUGUACACCCUACAGCUUUUGCUCCUGAACGCCAACAAGAUCAACUGUAUCCGGCCCGAUGCCUUCCAGGAUCUGCAGAACCUGUCGCUGCUCUCCCUCUAUGACAACAAGAUCCAGAGUCUCGCCAAGGGCACCUUCACCUCCCUGCGGGCCAUCCAGACACUGCAUCUGGCUCAGAACCCGUUCAUCUGCGACUGUAACCUCAAGUGGCUGGCAGACUUUCUGCGCACCAACCCCAUCGAGACAAGCGGGGCCCGGUGUGCCAGCCCCCGGCGCCUCGCCAACAAACGCAUCGGCCAGAUCAAGAGCAAGAAGUUCCGUUGUUCAGCUAAAGAGCAGUACUUCAUUCCAGGCACAGAGGACUACCAGCUGAACAGCGAGUGCAACAGUGACGUGGUCUGUCCGCACAAGUGCCGCUGCGAGGCCAGUGUGGUGGAGUGCUCCAGCCUGAAGCUCACCAAGAUCCCUGAGCGCAUCCCCCAGUCCACGGCCGAGCUACGGCUGAACAACAAUGAAAUUUCCCUCCUGGAGGCCACUGGGAUGUUCAAAAAACUUACACAUCUGAAGAAAAUCAACCUAAGCAACAAUAAGGUGUCGGAGAUUGAAGACGGAGCCUUUGAGGGUGCAGCAUCGGUGAGCGAGCUGCACCUGACCGCCAACCAGCUGGAGUCCAUCCGCAGCGCCAUGUUCCGGGGCCUGGAUGGCUUGAGGACUCUGAUGCUGAGGAACAACCGGAUCAGCUGCGUCCACAACGACAGCUUCACGGGCCUGCGCAACGUCCGGCUCCUCUCGCUUUAUGACAACCAGAUCACCACCAUCUCCCCGGGGGCCUUCGACACCCUCCAGUCCCUCUCCACGCUGAACCUUCUCGCCAACCCUUUCAACUGCAACUGCCAGCUAGCUUGGCUGGGUGACUGGCUGCGGAGGAGGAAGAUCGUGACCGGGAACCCGCGAUGCCAGAACCCAGACUUCUUGCGGCAGAUUCCCCUGCAGGACGUGGCCUUCCCUGACUUCAGGUGUGAGGAAGGCCAGGAGGAGGGGGGCUGCUUGCCCCGCCCACAGUGCCCCCAGGAGUGCACCUGCCUGGACACCGUGGUCCGAUGCAGCAACAAGCACCUUCGGGCCCUGCCCAAGGGCAUCCCGAAGAAUGUCACAGAGCUCUAUUUGGACGGGAACCAGUUCACGCUGGUUCCAGGACAGCUGUGCACCUUCAAGUACCUGCAGCUUGUGGAUCUGAGUAACAACAAGAUCAGUUCCUUAAGCAAUUCCUCCUUCACCAACAUGAGCCAGCUCACCACUCUGAUCCUCAGCUACAACGCCCUGCACUGCAUCCCUCCCCUGGCCUUCCAGGGGCUGCGCUCCCUGCGCCUGCUGUCCCUGCACGGCAAUGACAUCUCCACCCUCCAAGAGGGCAUCUUUGCAGACGUGACCUCCCUGUCACACCUGGCCAUUGGCGCCAACCCCUUGUACUGCGACUGCCACCUCCGCUGGCUGUCCGGCUGGGUGAAGACAGGCUACAAAGAGCCAGGCAUUGCCCGCUGUGCUGGGCCCCCAGACAUGGAGGGCAAGCUGCUCCUCACCACGCCUGCCAAGAAGUUUGAAUGCCAAGGUCCCCCCACACUGGCUGUGCGGGCCAAGUGUGACCCCUGCUUGUCCAGCCCGUGCCAGAACCAGGGCACCUGCCACAACGACCCUGUUGAGGUUUACAGGUGCACCUGCCCCAGUGGCCACCAGGGCCGAGACUGCGAGGUGUCCCUGGACAGCUGUUCCAGCAGCCCCUGCGAGAACAGUGGGACCUGCCUUGCUGGGGAGGGCGAGGAUGCCAGCUUCACGUGCUCCUGCCCCACCGGCUUUGAGGGACCAACCUGUGGGGUGAACUCGGACAACUGUGUGGAGCAUGCGUGUGCCAAUGGGGGCGUCUGUGUGGACGGGCUGGGCAACUACACCUGCCAGUGCCCCCUGCAGUAUGUGGGAAGGAACUGUGAGCAGCUGGUGGACUUCUGCUCCUCGGAUUUGAACCCGUGCCAGCAUGGGGCCCAGUGUGUGAGCACCCCGGACGGGCCCAGGUGUGAGUGUGCUCCAGGUUACACAGGGGACAACUGCAGUGAGAACCAGGAUGACUGCAGGGAUCACGGCUGCCAGAACGGGGCCCGGUGCGUGGACGAGGUCAACGGUUACUCCUGCCUCUGUGCCGAGGGCUACAGUGGACAGCUCUGUGAGACCCCUCCCCACCCGCCUGCCCCCAGGAGCCCCUGCGAGGGGACUGAAUGCCAGAACGGGGCCCACUGUGUGGACCAGGGCAGCCGGCCCGUGUGCCAGUGCCUCCCGGGCUUCGGCGGCCCCGAGUGUGAGAAGUUGCUCAGUGUUAACUUCGUGGACCGGGACACUUACCUGCAGUUCACUGACCUGCAGAACUGGCCACGGGCCAACAUCACGCUGCAGGUCUCCACAGCUGAGGACAAUGGGAUUCUGCUGUACAACGGGGACAAUGACCACAUCGCGGUUGAGCUGUACCAGGGCCACGUGCGUGUCAGCUAUGACCCAGGCAGCUACCCCAGCUCUGCCAUCUACAGUGCCGAGACAAUCAACGAUGGGCAGUUCCAUACCGUUGAGCUGGUCACCUUUGACCAGAUGGUGAAUCUCUCCAUCGAUGGUGGCAGCCCCAUGACCAUGGACAACUUCGGCAAACACUACACACUCAACAGUGAGGCCCCCCUCUAUGUGGGAGGGAUGCCCGUGGACAUGAACUCGGCCGCCUUCCGCCUAUGGCAGGUCCUUAAUGGCACCAGCUUCCACGGUUGCAUCCGAAACCUGUACAUCAACAAUGAGCUGCAGGACUUCACCAAGACGCAGAUGAAGCCGGGUGUGGUGCCAGGCUGUGAGCCCUGCCGCAAGCUCUACUGCCUGCACGGCAUCUGCCAGCCUGAUGCCAGCCCGGGGCCCGUGUGCCACUGCGAGGCUGGCUGGGGGGGCCUGCACUGCGACCAGCCAGCUGAUGGCCCCUGCCAUGGCCACAAGUGUGUCCAUGGGAAAUGUGUGCCCCUCGAUGCUCUUUCCUACAGCUGCCAGUGCCAGGAUGGGUACUCGGGGGCCCUGUGCAACAAGGCCAGGGCACCGGCAGACCCCUGCGGGGGCCUGCGGUGCCUCCACGGCCACUGCCAGGCCUCGGCUGCCAAGGGGGCGCACUGUGUGUGCGACCUGGGCUUUUCGGGAGAGCUGUGUGAGCAAGGGUCCGAGUGCCGGGGGGACCCUGUCCGGGACUUUCACCAGGUCCAGAGGGGCUAUGCCAUCUGCCAGACCACGCGCCCCCUGUCGUGGGUCGAGUGCCGGGGCUCAUGCCGGGGCCAGGGCUGCUGCCAGGGCCUGCGGCUGAAGCGGAGGAAGUUCACCUUCGAGUGCAGCGACGGGACCUCUUUUGCUGAGGAGGUGGAGAAGCCCACCAAAUGUGGCUGUGCCCUCUGCGCGUAGCCCCCAGCGUGGACGGGGAUGGGGUGGGGUGAGGGCGGGAGGGGGGACACGGCCACAGCAGAGACCGAGGUGCCAUCACCUGGACAGCUCCUGGGCACGUGGGAGCUGGGCCAGAGGGCACCCUGGCCGCGGCCCUCCGAGGUGCCAGGGCAGCCUUUCUAAAGCAAAUGGUGCUGCGGCUGGAGCUGCAGACUGCUCUCUUGGGAAGUGCCUUGCACAGAUAGGCGCUUAAUAAAUACUUGUUGAAUGAAUGUGUGCAUGAGGUUGGGCUGAGACGUACAGAAUGGAGGUGUCUCUCCUGGCCCACUACCGGGAUCUGGAGAGCGGUCCCCUUCCCAAACCAGCCCUUUCCCUCUCACCUGUGGCCCAUUCUGACCUGAAACUGGGUCCCAGCCUCUUGCCAGUCUGUGGAUAGCCUUGGAAGUACUCUCAGCCUACCCUGGGGCAGCCAGCCUGGCUCUCAGGGUCAUCCUGCUGCUGCCAGGAGGCCAGGCUGUGGAUGGGCAGGGCCUCCUCCUGCUGGCCAGGAAGGGACUGACCCUUGCUCCAUGGGCUGACGGGCAGCGCUGCAGCUACUGCUAGGGAAGAAGGCUAGGGGUAGGGGUGGUUCUUGGGACCAGGCCUCUGAAUCCUGAAGUAAGUUAUGAGAUGACCACUGUAGCUUUGAGAAGGGGGGCUCAUGUGGGUUGCUUGGGGUUGGGGUCCCAUCAAAGAGGGCAGGGGAGUUCGUGAUUCCAUCUGAAUAAGUAUCACUAGCUUCCCGACACAAGGCAAGCAGAAGGGGUGUUAGUCCUGGGCUUCCCCAGCCUCCAACCGGCCACCAGCUGCUGAAGAGCCACCGACAAAGGGGUGGGGCCACUGGGGACUGGGCUCAGAACCCCAGACACUGCAGACCAGUAGGGCACAGUGUCCAGACUCCUGGUCCUGUCUCCAUUUACCCUGUCACUUUGGGCAACCUUUCCUUGGGCCUCAGUUUCCUCAGCUACAAAAUGGGGAGGGAGGCUGGAGAAGAAUGCGUUAGAAGACCCACAUCAACAAGGAUUUCUGUGCAUGAAUUGGGGCUGGGUGUUGUGGGUGUUCUGCCCUUACGGACUCAUGGGAACUACUAAUCACAGAGCAUCGCAGGGCCGAGCAGAAUGCUUGGGAAGAUAGUGGUGCUGAGUGGCAGCUCCAGCCAUAGACGCUGGCCCAGGUGUGUUGCUUCUGCCCUAGGCGUUGCAAUGAAGGAUUCAGUGUUUCAAGUCACUGACUACUUGAGCAUCUGACUACAAAUGCUUCUCUUCCACACAGAAUGAAAAUGCAAAGAUUAUUUUUGAGCUGGCUGGAGGGAAAAAAGGUCACACACUUCUUUCCCAGAUGUCUCCCCAAGAGUGUGUGCCCCUGGGUCAUCCUAGUGGCAAGGGGAGUGGGCAUGUUCCUUUCCUGGUUCCCUCCAUCUGCAAAGAGAAGGCAAGGUUGGGGAAGUGUGUUUUAGGGGAUUGGAGUGGUGCUGUGCCUGUGUCCCCAAUGUGGGUGGCGAGGGGAGCCCUUGAUGCUGAUAGGAAAGGGUUUGAGCCUUCUGCAACUAUGGGAGCCUGGUGUGCUCCAUUCCACCAGAAUCCAACGGGCAGAGUGCCCCACCCUGCGCAACUACUGAACUGUCCUCGUGGUUGAAUAUACCCCUCACCAAGGGGCCAGACUCUAUUUUCUUACAGCUCUGAGAAAGGCCUUGGUGGCCCAUACAGUAGUUUCGUGUGUCCGGCCUCCAGUGGACAGGAGCCUGGGCCUUGCAGGCUUCUCCUGGGGCUUCAUGGCAUCCUUCCCUUAGACUCUGAGCCACUAUGGGACUCUGGAAAACCGCUAGCACCAGGCUGGAUAGUGAAGAAAACCUCAAGUGCAGCUAGCCUGCCCUUCCCCCAAGGAAAGGUGUUCUGGGACAUGCAACCCUGAGAUACAUACCUUCUCCAGCCACCACCAUUCCCCGCUGGCCUGGAGAAGCAACUUUCUGAGCCUGAGGAACACUGACUGGUAGGAAGCAUUAACUUUGCUCUGCAGAAAGUGGAAAGGGCACAUGUAGACAGGUGAGGGCUGCUAGGAGUCCUGCAUUCCCCCCCUACGUCCCUCACCCAAGGCAAAGGGAUUGGGAGGUCAGAAGAUGGCAUGUUCGUUCCCAGGGAGUAUGCUUGUAAGCCUACUGCCACCCAUACCACCAGUUGUCCCCCAACCCGUCACCACCAGCACCCCCAGCACAGCUCUAUGCUCAGUCCUCAGGUGAGUCAGAGGAUUGGGAUCCACCACAAGAGUGAGGCCAGCAAGGGGCCAAGAGUGUGUGCCCGGAUCACCUUUUCCUCCACCUUACCCAUCAGUCUGCAAGUUGCUAAGUGAAUCAUCACUCAACGUUGCCUGCUCACAUUUGGGCUUGUUGACAGUCACAAAGAAGGCUGCUAUGGAACCGUCCCAUGGAGAAAUCACCUCCACACCUUGCAACCCCUUUGGUAAAGACCUUUCGUUUGCUUUGAUGUCGCCAUUGGCCAUUUCCAUCGAACAUGCACUGAAGAGACACAAGCAGGGAAGUCCUGAGGGAGCUGUUGCUUUGGCAGCUGACAGCAGUGUCCUGGGACUCCCUUGUGAAGGUGUCAGGACAUGGAAAAGGCUGGACUUUGUCUUCUCUUUGCCUGCUGUUAGCCUAACCACAAAAGUAUCUCUUUAUACAGAAUACUUACAGAUUCUAAUAUAUAUUUGUAUUUCAUUUUGUUAUAGUAUUUUUAUACGUUAAAGGUCAACAUCCAGUGUCUUGUUUUGAUUUUCAGAUGCUAUGAUGUGGUUGUGAUACUUGUUUGGGAUGGAGUCUUUUUAAAGAGACUGGUUUAGAACAAGCCCAUGAGGGAGUCACAGCUGUCCUUUCCCUAGAAGCAGUAUUGUUUUAGAACAUGUUGGAUAUUGUCUGGUGUCUUCCA
Messenger RNA from Choloepus didactylus (southern two-toed sloth), 7839 nucleotides. RefSeq names its product slit guidance ligand 1 (gene SLIT1). Lineage: Eukaryota; Metazoa; Chordata; Mammalia; Pilosa; Megalonychidae. Gene Ontology annotation, molecular function: Roundabout binding; calcium ion binding; heparin binding. The coding region runs from base 299 to 4903 and encodes 1534 amino acids. The record is from RefSeq and is a predicted model, not a curated record. The transcript is spliced from 37 exons. Gene Ontology annotation, biological process: negative chemotaxis; axon guidance.